Rosa rugosa (rugosa rose) is the source of this 1598-nucleotide messenger RNA. RefSeq names its product syntaxin-43. The transcript is spliced from 8 exons. Gene Ontology annotation, molecular function: SNAP receptor activity; SNARE binding. Gene Ontology annotation, biological process: intracellular protein transport; vesicle-mediated transport; vesicle fusion. NCBI's taxonomy places the organism in Eukaryota, Viridiplantae, Streptophyta, Magnoliopsida, Rosales, Rosaceae. Gene Ontology annotation, cellular component: membrane; SNARE complex; endomembrane system. The coding region runs from base 232 to 1203 and encodes 323 amino acids. The record is from RefSeq and is a predicted model, not a curated record.
GGACCAAAACCUUGUCCUCCACAUAACAAUCACCAUCCUUCACAUUUAGACCACCAUUCCAAAUUCGCCGGGGCACGUGACUCGCCGUCACCGUCGCUGCAACCCCCCCCCCCCCUCUUCCCCGGAUCUCCGAUCACGUGACCUUCCCCUCCUCCGGUUCAUGACCGGAGCUAGCUUCUCCAGUCGAUCUACAGCUUUUUAAGUCCGAAUCUGAAUCACAGCUUUCCGCCCAUGGCGACGAGGAAUCGGACUUUGCUUUACAGAAAGUACCGGGAUGCGUUGAAGACCGUCCGCUCUCCGGUCGGCUCCUCCGCCUCGGCGUCCACCAGCUCCGGCGCCGGAGGUCCCGUCAUCGAAUUGUCUUCGCUUAUGCAUAAGAAUCGAUCCUAUGCUCCGCUCAGUACUGAAGAUCCCGGUAAUUCAAGCAGGGGUGCAAUUACUGUUGGUCUACCGCCAGCAUGGGUGGAUGUAUCUGAAGAAAUAGCAGUAAAUGUGCAGCGGGCACGGGUAAAAAUGGCUGAGCUGUCCAAGGCUCAUGCAAAGGCUUUAAUGCCAUCUUUUGGAGAUGGUAAAGAAGAUCAACGCUUGAUUGAGAGUCUUACACAAGAGAUUACUGGAUUAAUAACGAAAUCUCAGAAGAGACUACAAAGACUUGCUGCAGCUGGGCCUUCAGAAGAUUCAAAUGUUAGAAAGAACGUGCAGGUAUCUCUUGCUACGGACCUUCAGAGCCUCUCUAAUGAGCUUCGUAAGAAACAAUCAAAUUAUUUGAAACGCCUCAAACAGCAAAAAGAGGGUCAAGAUGGGGACGACCUUGAGAUGAACCUAAAUGGAAGUAGAUCAAGAAUGGAUGGUGAUGAUUUGGAUGAAAUAAUGUUUCAUGAGCGUGAGACGGCCCAGAUUAAGAAACAUGAAGCAUUCACAGCAGAAAGGGAAAGAGAGAUUCAUCAGGUUGUGGAAUCUGUGAAUGAGCUUGCCCAGAUUAUGAAGGAUCUGUCAGUUCUAGUGAUAGACCAGGGAACUAUUGUUGAUAGGAUAGACUACAACAUACAGAAUGUUGCAAGUACAGUUGAGGAUGGCCUCAAGCAAUUGCAAAAGGCCGAGAGAACACAGAAACAAGGAGGAAUGGUGAUGUGCGCUACAGUACUUGUAAUCAUGUGCGCUGUCAUGUUGGUGCUCCUAGUCCUCAAGGAGAUACUUUUUUGAUCUGACAGGAUAGUCGGUUCCAGAUUUUGGUUACAUUCUGAUUGUCAUAACCCUUCCUUGAGAGGCUUCAACACGAGAAGAGAUACUCUCCCUAGCAGAAGACGAGGAGUUUUGGCGUGCCAUAGGUAGAUAUACUUCAUAAAAGUGAUUAUUUUGUUGUAUCCUCCAUAUUUCUGGGUAUUAUUGAACAGAGGGAGGGGGGAGGGUAGCGAUUGGUUGGGGAAUGAAUGCCCUGGAAAUUGUAUAGAGCACAUAUUGUAUGUUGUUACUUGAGGAAGGGUGUUUGCCAAUCGAUCUAUGUUGAUUCUUUUGACUUCAUUUGUCCGGGAUUUUGGUGCUUUCCUUCCCCAGCACCAUACGAGUAAGAUGAGGGGCUUUUAUUUGUUUCAUAGUUA